AUGCUCAGUGCCGUCGCUGCACGAAAAGCGCGUCUGCAAGCUCAGACUUCCGCACACGCAGCUCCUUCACCGCCACAACCACGAAAAUCGUAUAGCCCAUCGCCCGAGCCAGAGAAGUCCUCAGGCGAUACCGAGCCGCCAUCCAAGCGCAAGCCGUUCGCACCCGCCCCGAAGCGGUCAAGGAAGAAACGCAAGGUAACCAAGCCUGCGGAGAAGAAGCAGCCGUCGAGGUACUUCGCGGAAAGGGACAGCUUCAAGGAGCAGGAGGAUGUCAUUGAAGUGGAUGAUGAACAUGAUCCGUCUGAGAGCAGCAGCACGUCGGGCUCUGGCGAGAGCUCGGGUGAGCUGUUCUCCUUGCCUGUCGGACCAACCGCUGCUGCCCAAGCUAAGCGAAGACACACCUGGUCGCCCGGUGCGCCUCCCGCUGAAUCUUCCGAAGACGAAGCCAAAGAUGUAACAUUUGAGCCAGUCGUCCGUGCUGCAGAGGAACCUCCACAGCUACUCUCGACGUUUCAGCCAGUCCCUGACCGAAACUUCUUUCAUCUGUCCCCGGAUGAACUCUCUUCGCUUGCAAUCUCGCCGUCUGCUUCAGGCAAGCUACUCGUGCUCCAACUGACCGAGCGUCUCACUUUACUUGGAACGUACUCCAUCAUCGUCCUCCAAGGCGUCAUCCGGUUGAAUGGUAUCGAGCUUACACCUUCGUUGUUCGCGCAUCCGGUCUUCGCGCCACAGUCUUCGCCACUCCCCGUCAUCGAAUGUACUUCUUCAAAGAAUUCAUCCAGAACAACUGUCUUCCAAUUGCCAUCCCGCUUUAUUGCCUCUGCUUCUCGGGCCACCGCCGUGGUCGUACUGCAGGAGCUCCGGACUGGUGUAGAAGGUCUUGGACGCGUAUGUAGGACGUUUGAAGGCGCGUUUGAGCCCUCGAGGUGGCAGCGGAAGCAGACUGAGGUGGACUUAGGCUUAGAAGGAGUGUAUUACGUGACGUAUCGAAAUCAGGAUGUUCAGCCAUUCGUGAUGCUGUCAUCCUGGACCUGUGCUCUAGAGGCAGCUCUUGUUGAAGCAGAAGAAGGCAAGACGUUUGUACGGAAAAUAUUCCUCGUGCAGGGGGCCAAGAAGACGGGGAAGAGCACAUUUGCAAGAACACUUGCGAACAAACUGCUGUCAAGGUAUAAAUAUGUGGCGUUUUUGGAAUGUGAUCUUGGACAAUCGGAAUUCACUGCCGGCGGUAUGGUCGCGUUAAGCAUCCUGGGUAAUCCAGUGUUCGGUCCGCCGUUCACCCACCCCAGUAUUCCUCACAGAGCACACUACCUUGGCUCCACAACGCCACGAAAUCUCCCUUCGCAAUACCUUGAAGCAAUCGGAGCGCUGAUGCAGACAUACAAUGUCGAUAUUCAGUAUAGCGGUCUUCUCGAGACACAGGGCGACGGCGACAGUCGUAUUGCCGACAUUAUCCCACUUGUCGUGAACAUGAUGGGUUGGACGAAAGGUCUCGGUGCCGACUUGUCUCGCAAGGUCUUAGAGACCGUCGAGCCAUCUAUCGUGUUUUCUUUCGAGGCACCACUGCAAGACUCCGCUUGGCCAGCGAGCCGGAAUGUUGACUACGUCGAUGUGCUGACACCUUUCGAAAUUGGACUUGACGGUAUAGCGACAAGAUAUUCAUUGGAAGUGAUCCCUUCAUCAGCAAUGUCACAGCGGUACUCGCCUGCGGAUCAUCGAACACUGUCCCUUCUGUCUUACUUCCACGCAGUCUUUCCCAUCCCCAGCUCCGGUGGAUCGCAUCUCCAAAGCACGUAUGCAACCGAGUGGAAUACCACCCUACCGCUCUGCGCGCAAGCACCAUACGAAUUGGUCGCGAACGCCGCACUGGACGCUAUCAUACUCUCUGGCCCGGGCUCGGAGGACAUCAUUCCGUACGAGAUUCACCGCGUGCUGAACGGUGCGGUUGUCGGCCUCGUCAGCUGCGAACCCGGCGCAUUAGAUCUCGACGUCUCCUCGCAGAACAACGCAAGCAUGACGCGUGGCAUCCCGUAUACACAGGGUGCCGCACCUCCACCACCCGCAGCGUCGACCUGUCACGGUCUCGCUCUCGUCCGCAGCGUAAGCUCGUCCGCACCCGCGAAGCUGCAUGUCCUGACGCCGCUCCCGCCUGCGUUCCUUGCGAGCGCACACCCUCGUGUGCUGCUGAAGGGCGAGAUGGAACUCCCUGUGUGGGGCAUGGUCGACUUUCGCGCCGAGGACGCCAUCGCCGGAGUCGAUCACGCGAAGGUGCCGUUCCUCCGCUGGGGCAAGACCGAGGGCACUGGGGCUGAGCGCCGCCGAGUGCGCAGGAACCUCAUGCGGCGUGGCCAGCAGUAGGCUCUGCGCAUUCAUGCGGCAUCCCCAGAGAAGACGAUGGCGGUGUCGGGCCCCUUACUGGCGAGCCACGCUUUCCAAAUUUCUCCGUAUACCGGAGAGAUGUCGAGUCUUCGGAAGAUGGCAUGGUCGCUCUGUAGGCGUGCGAUGCGCUUCAUCUCUCUUCGAUCCCGGCUGCUAUACACCUUUAGAGCUUUCUCCGCUUGCUGCAAGGUUGGCUGUCGCUGUACUAUCUGGUUAAUGUACGGGACACACUAACGGCCGGAGCUUCCUCGACCCACCUGUCCAGGAAACACCAUCCGAUGCCACUUGCAAAAUAUCUUCGGAGCAAUAUAUUCUUCCCUCGCUUCAGGUUCUUCAUGCAUCGCGUCCCGGUAUUUCGGAAGUAAUUUUGGUGCGUAGUAAAUGAGCAGGCCUUCUGGUGGAUUGUUUGCAUUUGAGG
Phanerochaete carnosa HHB-10118-sp is the source of this 2794-nucleotide messenger RNA. RefSeq lists its product as uncharacterized. The transcript is spliced from 4 exons. Lineage: Eukaryota; Fungi; Basidiomycota; Agaricomycetes; Polyporales; Phanerochaetaceae. Gene Ontology annotation, biological process: cleavage in ITS2 between 5.8S rRNA and LSU-rRNA of tricistronic rRNA transcript (SSU-rRNA, 5.8S rRNA, LSU-rRNA). The record is from RefSeq and is a predicted model, not a curated record. Gene Ontology annotation, molecular function: polynucleotide 5'-hydroxyl-kinase activity. Bases 1 to 2355 code for a protein of 784 amino acids. Gene Ontology annotation, cellular component: nucleus.